Recurvomyces mirabilis is the source of this 1371-nucleotide messenger RNA. RefSeq names its product AP-1 adaptor complex mu subunit Apm1 (gene apm1). Bases 1 to 1371 code for a protein of 456 amino acids. The transcript is spliced from 2 exons. Gene Ontology annotation, cellular component: clathrin adaptor complex; clathrin-coated vesicle. Gene Ontology annotation, molecular function: clathrin-cargo adaptor activity. The record is from RefSeq and is a predicted model, not a curated record. NCBI's taxonomy places the organism in Eukaryota, Fungi, Ascomycota, Dothideomycetes, Mycosphaerellales, Teratosphaeriaceae. Gene Ontology annotation, biological process: intracellular protein transport; vesicle-mediated transport.
AUGGCCUCCGCUCUCUUCUUCCUCGACCUCAAAGGCAAGACACUACUAGCACGAAACUACCGCGGCGAUAUCCCCAUGAGCGCCGUAGAAAAGUUCCCCAUCCUGCUCUCCGACGCCGAAGAAGAGUCCUCCAGCACCCCACCCUGCAUGACAAGCGAAGGAAUCAACUACCUCUACAUCCGGCACAACAAUCUUUACCUCCUCGCGCUGACAAAACGCAACUCCAACGCGGCCGAGAUCCUAUUAUUCCUGCACCGCGUGGUAGAAGUCUUCACAGAAUACUUCAAAGAGCUCGAGGAAGAGAGUAUCCGCGACAACUUCGUCGUCAUCUACGAACUCCUAGACGAAAUGAUGGACUUCGGCUACCCCCAAACCACUGAAACCAAGAUCCUCCAAGAAUACAUCACGCAAGAAAGCCACAAACUUGAUGUUCAAGCCCAAGCUCGCGCCCCCAUAGCCGUAACCAACGCCGUCUCCUGGCGCAGCGAAGGCAUCCGCUACCGCAAGAAUGAAGUCUUCCUUGAUGUUGUCGAGUCUCUGAAUCUCCUCGUCUCAUCCACCGGCUCAGUCCUCAGGUCAGAGAUUUUGGGAGCUGUGAAAAUGAAAUGCUACCUCUCCGGCAUGCCGGAACUACGGUUAGGACUAAACGACAAAGUCAUGUUCGAAACGACGGGUCGGACAUCAAGAGGCAAAAGCGUAGAAAUGGAAGACGUGAAAUUCCACCAAUGUGUCCGGCUCUCGCGCUUCGAAAACGACCGCACAAUCUCCUUCAUCCCACCUGACGGCGAGUUCGAGUUGAUGUCCUAUCGUCUAAAUACGCAAGUGAAACCCUUGAUCUGGGUGGAAUGCGUGGUGGAGUCGCACUCGGGGAGUCGGAUAGAAUAUAUGCUCAAAGCCCGCGCGCAAUUCAAACGCCGCUCCACAGCGAACAACGUCGAAAUCCACAUCCCCGUCCCCGAUGAUGCAGAUACGCCGCGCUUUCGCACGAACGUGGGGAGUGUACACUACGCCCCUGAAAGUAGUGAGAUCGUGUGGAAGAUCAAGCAGUUUGGGGGUGGGAAGGAGUUUCUCAUGCGGGCGGAGCUGGGUCUACCGUCAGUUCGAGGCGAUGAGGAGAGAGGGGGUGGGAUGAUGGGCGGGUUUGGCGGAAGCAUGGGUGGGGUGGGGGGUGGGAGUAAAGCGAAGCGGCCGAUUAACGUGAAGUUUGAGAUCCCUUAUUUCACUACUUCGGGGAUUCAGGUGAGGUAUCUGAAGAUUAUUGAGCCGAAGUUGCAAUAUCCUUCUUUGCCUUGGGUGAGGUAUAUCACCCAGUCGGGCGAUAUUGCGGUCAGGUUACCUGAUGUACCGGAGGAUAGGCCACGGCCUAGGUAG